Messenger RNA from Pistacia vera, 1551 nucleotides. Its product is annotated as MDIS1-interacting receptor like kinase 2-like. The record is from RefSeq and is a predicted model, not a curated record. Gene Ontology annotation, molecular function: protein binding. The transcript has 3 exons. The coding region runs from base 1 to 1551 and encodes 516 amino acids. NCBI's taxonomy places the organism in Eukaryota, Viridiplantae, Streptophyta, Magnoliopsida, Sapindales, Anacardiaceae. Gene Ontology annotation, biological process: hormone-mediated signaling pathway. Gene Ontology annotation, cellular component: plasma membrane.
AUGGCUUUAUCAACCUUGGAGAGAGCAAUCUCACUUGUCUGUAUGAUCUUGAUUGUUGUGUUUCAACUUUCUCGCCAUGUUGCUUCUAACUCUACCGAAGAAGCACAAGCUCUUCUGAAAUGGAAAGCCAGCCUUCAAAACCAGAACUGUUCUCCCCUAUCUUCAUGGACUCUUUCUCCUGUAAAAGCCACCAAUAAUUCUACUCAACCUGAAAACAGAAAAAGCCCUUGUAGUUGGUCUAGAAUUUCUUGCAACCUUGCUGGAAGAAUCAAUAGAUUUAACAUGUCAAUUUCAGGUUUAAAAGGUACGCUCAAUGAAUUGUCGUUCUCAUCAUUUCCCGAUCUUGAAUAUGUUGAUUUUGGCAUAAAUGAACUCUUUGGUGUUAUCCCGACACAAAUAGGUAAUCUCUCAAAACUGAAGUAUCUUGACUUGUCAAUGAAUCAGUUUUAUGGGAAAAUUCCUGUUGAAAUUACCCUCCUAGGAGAGCUAGAAACCCUCCACUUGGGUGAUAAUCAAUUAAAUGGCUCAAUUCCACAAGAAUUAGGCCAACUGAGUUCCCUUAAUGAGCUUACCUUAUCUGGUAACCAUUUGGAUGGUUCAAUUCCUACUUGUUUGAGUAAUUUGAGCUAUUUGGGUAUUUUGUAUCUUUUCAAUAACUCACUUUCUGGUUCAAUUCCUCCAGAGAUGGGAAACCUCUCCAAUCUCAUUGAACUUGAUGUAGAUACCAAUAGCUUAACUGAUUUUGGCAUCUAUCCACACCUCGAGUACUUAGAUCUCAGCCAAAAUAAUUUUCAUGGUGAAAUCUCGUCUAACUGGGCAAAGUGUCCAAAAUUAGGCACCCUAAAGAUUGCAGCCAAUAAAAUUAGUGGCAGCAUUCUAGUUGAGCUUGGAAACUUAACAAAACUCAGUAGACUUGAUCUUUCUUCAAAUCUUCUAGCUGGAGAGAUUCCAAAAGAACUUGAAAAUUUGAGUCUACUAGAGGAGCUGAUUUUGAAUGGGAACAAACUUUCUGGUGGUAUACCUCUGGAAAUUGGAUCCCUCUCAGACAUCACUCGUCUUGACUUGUCCGCUAACAAGUUGACCAAAUCAAUACCUGAAAAUUUAGGGAACUUGUUGAAAAUCUAUUCCUUAAAUUUGAGCAACAACCAGUUUGCCCAAGAAAUUCCACCUCAUUUGGGAAAGCUAAGUCAACUUUCAGAGCUAGAUUUGAGUUAUAAUUUACUCAGAGGAAAGAUACCUUCUCAAAUAUGUGAUUUGGAGGUUUUGCAAAAGCUAAAUCUCUCCCACAAUAACCUUUCUGGGUUCAUUCCAGGAGGAUUUCAAAAUAUGUUUGCCCUGUCUAGCAUUGACAUUUCCUACAAUGAGUUGGAGGGACCAAUUCCAAAUUCCACAGCGUUUCGAAAUGCUUCCAUUGAAGCAUUACAAGGGAACAAAGAUUUGUGUGGUGAUGUUGUCGGAUUGCAACCUUGUAAUUCUUCUAAAGCUUUCGAAUCAGGCAAACAUGGAGUGAGCAAAGUUCCUAGAGAAGGAAAGGGGACUCGCAAGAACUAG